AUGGCUAAGAGAUUGACUGGCCGCCUACCUGGUCUAUCAGACUCCUCCUCUCGGGGCUCCCCAGUUCUAGAACCAGUACAGUCGCCUGAGGAUGUUGCUGCCCAACAACAUCAGCAUCGCCAUGGUCAGAGGCACUUGUACCAGAGUCAGAAACUGCUCUCACAGCUGAGUGACUGGCUGGAGCACGAAAGGAAUAAGAAGGCUGCGCGCAAGAGCAAGACCUCACCUCGUCGUCGUUCGCCGCAGUCUAAAUCCAAGGCCGAAGCCCAGCCUGCCACUGAGUCUCAGCCUGAUGCCCAGCACACUCUUCGCUCUCGGUCAGACUCCAUCGACUCCGAUUCUAGUGACGUCUCGUUUGACAGACUGCAAAAGAUUAUUGAGGAGAGCAUGGCGUCCAUGGGCAUCAACUCUGUUUCCCACUUGAGUCCUCGCAUUGGCAGACGCACUUCUGGCCGUAAGAAGUCGUUUUCACGUAGCAUGAUCCAUAGGACCGCGAGCUCCGACACCGACUACAUUGACGGUGAUGUUAUCGUUCCCACCUGUGACGCCGUUCUCGACAACUCCAAAACCCUUAGCUACAAUGCUGGCAAAAGCACCGACGACCUGUCCCUGAGUGGCAAGGCAGACGAUAAGGAAAAGGCCUGGGCCACCUUCAAGAACGAAAUUGUUCGCCUGGCUCACACUCUCAAGAUCAAAGGUUGGAGAAGGGUGCCUCUCGAUUGUGGCAACAGCCUCUCCGUCCAGCGCCUUAGCGGAGCUUUGACCAACGCUGUGUAUGUGGUGUCACCUCCCCAAGACCUUCAAGACGCGGCCUCCGGCAGACCAUCCCCGCCCAAGCUUCUGCUUCGUAUCUACGGAUUGGAGCACCUCAUCGACCGUGAGAAUGAACUCAGUGUACUUCGAAGACUGGCACGGAAGAAGAUUGGCCCCAGACUUCUCGGUUGCUUCACCAAUGGCCGCUUCGAACAGUAUUUCAACUCCAUUACUCUUACAUCCAACGACUUGCGGGAUCCGGAUACGUCGAAGCAGAUUGCCAAGCGCAUGAGAGAGCUUCACGACGGUAUCGACGUGCUAGAGAAGGAGAAGGACGAAGGCGCUGCGGUGUUCAAGAAUUGGGAUUCUUGGCUCGGUAAUGUCGAGAAGAAGAUUCUUGUUCUUGACGAAGACGUACGCCGAGGUUCUUGCGUCUUCCGCGGCGAAGGUUUCGUCUGCGGAGUGGAAUGGAACAAGUUCAAGGAGUACUAUGAUAGGUACCGUGAGUUGGUCAUCAAGGCCUACAAAGGCUCUCAGGGAAUUCGUGAGCGCCUCGUCUUUGCCCACAAUGAUACCCAAUAUGGUAACAUUCUUCGUAUGCGGCCAGAUGAUGAAAAGUCGCCACUUCUUCAACCAGCAAAUGAGCACAAGCAGCUUAUCGUGAUUGACUUUGAAUACGCCGCCGCCAACGUCCCCGGCCUCGAGUUUGCAAACCACUUUACUGAGUGGGCCUACGACUAUCACUACGAAGCUGCCCCCUAUCUCUGCAACACGGCUCGCUACCCCACCAUUCAGGAGCAGCGCCGCUUCCUCAAGGCAUAUGUUGAGCACCGCCCGCAAUAUCCUCACGGUGGUGCUUCCACCCCGCGCCUCGCCCCUGCCGACGGCAGCAGCACACCCGCCCUGCUGCCUACCAGCUCCUCAAGCUCUAUUGUCGAGUUCAUGCUCGACGCUCGCGUGCCCCCAGGCCACUGGAAAGACGAGGAACGCCGCGCGGAGGAGGCGAUUGAGGCAGAGGUCAAGGAGUUGUACGAGGAGACUCGCUUGUGGCGUGGCAUCAACAGCGCCCAGUGGGUCGCAUGGGGUGUCAUCCAAGCCAAGGUGCCCGGUUUCGAGUCUGCGGAGGAGAAAGAGCAGCAGGAGAAGCAGGCUCAAAACGAGGCAGCCGCCGCCGCUGGCGACGAGAGCGCCAAGGCAGAGGUGAAGGCUGCGGCUGAAGCCGAGGCUGAGGAAGGAGACGAGUACGAUUACCUGAGCUACGCCCAGGAUCGUGCGUUCUUCUUCCUUGGAGACUGUGUGCUCAUGGGGAUUGUGAAGAAGGAGGAACUUCCGGAAGACGUGCAGAGGCGCCUCAAGAUUGUGGAUUGCUAG
Messenger RNA from Colletotrichum truncatum, 2124 nucleotides. RefSeq names its product choline kinase. Gene Ontology annotation, biological process: phosphatidylcholine biosynthetic process; phosphatidylethanolamine biosynthetic process. Gene Ontology annotation, molecular function: ethanolamine kinase activity; choline kinase activity. Gene Ontology annotation, cellular component: cytoplasm. NCBI's taxonomy places the organism in Eukaryota, Fungi, Ascomycota, Sordariomycetes, Glomerellales, Glomerellaceae. The record is from RefSeq and is a predicted model, not a curated record.